AUGGCGAAAUCGACCGCUAAAGCUCUUAAUGAGCUAGUGCGGUGCAAUAUGCACGGGAUGGAAACGGGCGAUAGAGAACAUUUAUUACAGUUUGCUUUAGACUAUUUUAAUGAUGAAACUAUAAAUACUGUUGAAUCUGAAGACGAAGAGGACGAAUUUGAAACGGAUGUUAAUUUUAUUGAUGCACCAGAAUUUCAGGAAAUAUUUUUGGAAGAAAAAGAUAAUGACUGUAUAAUUGAUUUUGAAGAUGAUGAAGAUGAUGAUGAUAAACUUACGCCAGAAAUUAUAGUUAAUGAGGCAAAAAAUAUUUUAGAUUCUGUUUAUUCUAUUGUUUCAAAUGAUUUAGAUACAGAAUUAGAAAGAGUAAAAUCUUUCAAUUGUGGUUGUGUGGGACAUAAAAAAGGACGAUGUUUAAAACAAUUUGAUAAAGAAUAUAUAAAAAAUCUUAGAAUGAAUAUUAAUGCAUUGACAAAUGGUGAAAAGGAAAUGUUUAUUAUGGGAAAAAUUAGUUGUACCAUUAAUUUGUCGAAAAUGACGGAAAGGUCCAAAAAAGUACAGACAGAACGACAGAGAUACAGAACAACUUCUUUGAUUGAGAAGAAAAUGAUUUUAAAAAGUGGUUCUCUACUUCCUUUCUUUUAG
Lottia gigantea (owl limpet) is the source of this 642-nucleotide messenger RNA. RefSeq lists its product as hypothetical. Bases 1 to 642 code for a protein of 213 amino acids. The transcript is spliced from 2 exons. NCBI's taxonomy places the organism in Eukaryota, Metazoa, Mollusca, Gastropoda, Lottiidae. The record is from RefSeq and is a predicted model, not a curated record.